This is a messenger RNA of Pollicipes pollicipes, 3449 nucleotides long. Its product is annotated as molybdenum cofactor biosynthesis protein 1-like. Gene Ontology annotation, biological process: Mo-molybdopterin cofactor biosynthetic process. Lineage: Eukaryota; Metazoa; Arthropoda; Thecostraca; Pollicipedomorpha; Pollicipedidae. Bases 120 to 2270 code for a protein of 716 amino acids. The record is from RefSeq and is a predicted model, not a curated record. The transcript has 11 exons. Gene Ontology annotation, molecular function: metal ion binding; GTP 3',8'-cyclase activity; cyclic pyranopterin monophosphate synthase activity.
CCGCGCGAGGAGCGGGGGUGGCGUGGUUGGUUUGUGGUGUAGAUAAAGGCAAUAUAUAAAUUUAGUUCAGAAUUAUACACUGUGAAAAGCAUUGUAUUAGACUCGACGUCGAGUUUAAUAUGAGGGUGCAAAUUUUGUCAAGUCAUAAGCUCUUUGUGAGAUCAUGCCUGAAUCAGGCCCCCUCAGCUCAUGUUCCACUAGGCAUGAGGGGCAUGGCAGGUGAUGCAUCCAGGAUCAAAGAACCUAAAAAGCAUGCCAGACUGGAAGCCCUGCGGGCACAAGAAUUGGCACCGUUGAGCAACUUCUUGACGGACAGCUUUGGCCGGUUCCAUGACUACCUGCGUAUCUCGCUCUCAGAGCGCUGCAACCUCAGAUGCCAGUAUUGCAUGCCCGAGGAGGGCGUGCCGCUGACGCCCAAGUCGCACCUGCUCACUGCUGAGGAGGUCGUGCGGCUGGCCGGCCUGUUCGCCGCCGCCGGCGUCACCAAGGUCCGGCUGACGGGCGGCGAGCCUCUGGUGCGCGCUGACCUCGCAGACGUCAUCGCUGGCCUCAAAGCCAUUCCCGGCAUCCAGUGGGUCGCCAUGACGACCAACGCUGUUGUGCUGCACCGCCGCCUGGCGGCGCUGCAGGCGGCCGGUCUUGACGCAAUCAACAUCAGCCUGGACACCCUGGUGCCGGCCAAGUUCGAGCUGAUCACACGUCGGCGCGGCUUCCAUCGCGUUUGGCAGAGCAUUCAGACGGCGUUGGCAGCGGGGUACGACCCGGUCAAGCUGAACUGCGUCGUUAUGCGCGGCGUCAACGACGAGGAGCUGGAGGACUUCGUGGCGCUGACGGAGACGUUCCGGCUGGACGUGCGCUUUAUCGAGUACAUGCCGUUCGACGGCAACCGCUGGAACGACCGCAAGAUGGUGCCGUACGCUGAGAUGCUGGAGCGGCUGCAGCAGCGCUGGCCCGAGCUGCGCCGCAUCUCCGACCGCGCCAACGACACGUCCAAGGCGUACCAGGUGCCGGGCUGGGCGGGGCAGGUGGGCUUCAUCACGUCCAUGUCGGAGCACUUCUGCGGCAGCUGCAACCGACUCCGGCUGACGGCCGACGGCAACCUCAAGGUCUGCCUCUUCGGCAACGCGGAGGUCUCGCUCAGAGACGCUUUGCGUGGCGGAAUGUCCGAAGAAGAGCUGAUGCGUCUCAUCGGAGCUUCCGUCGGGCGGAAAAAGAAACAGCACGCAGGCAUGCUGGAUCUGGCCCACAUGAAGAACCGGCCGAUGAUCCUCAUUGGUCCCACCGGCACCGGUCGCCACCGCCUCGGGCGCCGCGGCUCCAGCGUCCCUCGUCCCCUCCUCCGCUUUCCGACGAACGGCGGCGCCCGGCUUCUCGCCGUCCGCCAGCUGGGCGACGACGCCACCAAGCGGCCUCCGGUGGCGUCGCCGGACGAGGAGCGAGGCGGUGACGGCGCCGAGCGAUCCUCGCGGAAGUCGCCGCCGAUCGGAGGGGGCAGCGGCGGCGCCUUCCGCCGAGAUUACUGGGACCAAUACGCUAGCUACUACGGCACCACUCCUGUCGCAGGUGUCGAUCGGUCGGCUGACCGGCCCCAUGUGGGACCGGCCGACUCCUCCGACCUGCCCGUCUUCCCCUCGCGGGGGUCGUCCGGGCCAGCCGCCUCCCGUCCCGACGCCCCGCACCCUCCCAGCUCGCAGCCGCUGCUGGCCGCCGCGGAGCCUAGCGCGGACGGCGAGCUUCCGCGCCCGGCCCCGGGCGACCCGCUGCCCUCGGACGUGGGCGAGCUGCUGAGCCGCGGCCAAACCCACACGGAUGCCGCCGGCCGCGCCGUCAUGGUGGACGUGGCCGGCAAGCCGUUCACGCAGCGUCGCGCCGCCGCCUCCGGCCGCGUCCUGCUCGGUGCCGAGGCGUUCGCGCUGGUGCGCGCCAACGGGCUGGCCAAGGGCGACGUGCUGGUGGUGGCGCAGCUGGCCGGCAUCCAGGCGGCCAAGCGGACGGCCGAGCUGGUGCCGCUGUGCCACCCUCUGCCGCUGGGCCGUGUGGCCGUGACGCUCACGCUGGACGCGGCGCACGAGGCGGUGCUCGUACGCGCCGAAGUGCGCUGCACCGGCCAAACCGGCGCCGAGAUGGAGGCGCUGACGGCCGUCACCGUCGCCGCGCUCACCGUGUACGACAUGUGCAAGGCGGUCAGCAAGGAGAUCGAGAUCAGUGAUGUACGGCUGGAGGCGAAGUCGGGCGGGCAGAGCGGCGACUACCGGCGAGAUCGGCGCUGAGGGCAGGGGUCCGGCUGGGGGACGGCUGCGGGAGGGGCGUGCUGCACGCGGCCAGGCGGGAGGUGGCGAGUGGGUGCCGUCGCGCAGAGAGUGCAGUGCAGAGAGUGCUCAGGGAGGUCGAGGGAGGCGGACGUGGACGGAGGUAGAUGGGCGAUGCGCGAUAUGGAGGGUGUCGGAGCACUGGGAUGCGGGGGUAAUAACGGGUGAUCAGCUGUGUGCCCAAUCGUCGACGCCUUGGAUGCUCGAGUGCAAUGGUUCCGUCCGUUGGGGGCGAGAUUGAAGUCGGUGAGAUUCGCCCGAAUUGUCUCGGAUCUGUGACAGUCUGGCUGUGACGGAUGUCGCUGUGUUGGACAGGAGGCUUAAAGUUGCAAAAAAAUUACGGGUCGGUGUUCUGCGACAAUAGCCGGGCAUCCAAUGUGGAUAGAUAUCGCAUGCCCGCCGAAUUACAAUAUAAUUGUUAAGAGUAGCCACAUUCAUGUGCUGGGCACAUGAUGAGCUGACGCAUCCUGCUGCGAUCGAGCGUUAUAUAAUUGUGGUUGGUUGUGGGAUGCUUCCGUUAUCACUAGACUAAUUCUAGUUACCUCAUAAUGAACCCGUCCUGUCAUUUGUUCGUACUUGACCUAUGGCAGAUGCCAAGUAAAGGUCGGGUAACUAAUCAGGUAUUGGUACCCUGGCAGCAUACGCGCCGAUGGUACCAGAUAAUGGCUACAUGAUCGACGAGUUCGCUGUUGGGCGUUGCAAAGCGUCACUGAUGCUUGUCGACGUUCGCUGGAACGUUCGGGGGGCGAGAGGCCAGCCGGGGAUAACGGUGUUUGGUAUUAGUCUAGUCGCGUAGGGCACUUUUAUCAUUGACACAAAUUACUCUGUCUUGUAUGUACGGUUGCCAUUACAAGGCGGCCCGUGGCUGACUGAUGGAAUGGCGCACGUACGGUUAGCAUAAUCGGCAGCUUAGCUUGUUCGCUUUCCGUCUGUGAUGAGGCACCGUGCUCUGCCACUCAAGCCUGCCUUACGACGUGUACCUGGCCUGUGUUGUGGUUUUGUCGAAGUGAAUGCGGUAUUUUACGGCCGCGAUCUUCCAGGGCUAUUGUAAAUCGGCGUUAUUCUUAGCACUGGUUGACGCUGUGGUACUCAAGAUGCAGUAUGCAUCCCGUCUCAAAUACAAUCCGAAUCAACUGGAAA